AAGUAAAAAAAGGAGUGGAAAGUGCUGGAUACGGAUCGAAGGUUGAAAUUUAUCAAGUUCCCGAAACCUUUCAAGAGAAAGAUCAUGAACAAAUAACUGAACACCAAAAGCCAAAUAUUCCAUUUAUUGUUACAGAAAAAUUAGCGGAAGCCGAUGGAAUUCUUUUUGGAAUUCUCGCUAAAUUUGGGCAAUUCCCAACUCAAUUUAAAAAAUUCCUUGAUUCAUCAAGUCAACUUUUAGGUAAAAAGUCAUUAAACAAUAAAUUUGGAGGAAUUUUUUUCUCAAUGGAUACUCAACCGAGUGGUCAAGAAAUGAUAGCUUUCACGACAAUAAACUGGUUGUCGUCUCAUGGUAUUAACUUUGUUCCACUCGGUAAUGGAUCACAUGAAGGAUUGAACGGAGGACCUUGGGGAGCUAGCACUAUUACCGAUAAUGGAGCAAUAUCCGAGAAGGAGAAAGAAGUAGCACAAUUUCAAGGAAAGAAAUUUGCAGAACUUGUCACAGCUUAUGUUAAAGGAAGGCAAGAAUAUAGACAAAUAUACU
This is a messenger RNA of Racocetra persica, 543 nucleotides long. The record is from the annotation of a GenBank genome assembly. Lineage: Eukaryota; Fungi; Glomeromycota; Glomeromycetes; Diversisporales; Gigasporaceae.